Molecule: messenger RNA, 3926 nt
Organism: Porites evermanni
Lineage: Eukaryota; Metazoa; Cnidaria; Anthozoa; Scleractinia; Poritidae
Source: the annotation of a GenBank genome assembly
AUGACAGGCUUUGGUGGAAUGGUGACCUUCUCCAUCAAGGGAGAUUUGGAAAAUGCCAAACAAUUUUUUAAAUCGUCCAAGGUAUAUUUCUGUUAUUUACUGUUAUUAGUAGAGCGUAGCAAUAGUAAAAGGAAAGGGAGUGCAACCGAGAUUGAUGCGACGAAACGCUGCUUGCUCAGUGCUGUGCUUUGGAUAAGACAAAGUUAGUGUGACAAGAUAGAAGGUCAAAGCGUACGUGAUCAGAUUGCGUUCUGUGUAUUCCAUUUAUCGUUAGUGGAAGGCCAAAGGACUGCUACCUACAACGUGCCACGCGUGCAUAAUUAUAGCAUCUUGGAGAUGAAUUGUGCGCUCCUUUGGUUGCCCGAAAUAAUAGAAGCCUGAUUGUUGUCAUGUUGGUUUUUCUUAUUAUUUAUAAUAUAUUCAUGUCGUGAUUACCCCUAAUAUGCAACAGCCAUAAAUUCGCCCCGCUCCUUUGCAAUAAUAUACCCUUCUCUAGUAGCCACACUUACUUCUCCAAUAAGCACCCUCUACCGAGCAGGGUGUCAUAAAAGCCUUUCUUCUCCAGAAAAUCUCCUCCCAUAUCUGUAGUUAGUCUUUUCUCAUCUUGAAUACUGGCAGUCCUCUGCAGCAAGAUAAACCCCCUAUCAGACAAACCUUAUUCUCCAUAAUUGUUAAAAGCCUUUUAUAAGCCCUUCCUCUUUCAAUUAACAACCCCUCUCUAAUAAAACUACCCACGGCCUUUGGAAACCAAAUUUUAUGAUGAUCAAUACAUCCCCGCUUUGGUUGAAACUUAAUACUCACCCCCUGCCCGCCUCCUCCUCAAUUAGCUACCAAUCUCUUUAAAGUAUUUGGUUUGGAAGUCACAUUAAGCCCCUGUUUUUCAUCCCCAAUUCACAAGGAUAAUAUUCCUGUACAUUCCUAACCUCGUCCCCAGAACUUUUCCCACCCGUUUUUUAAGGGAAAAGCCCUGGGGACGAGGUUGGUACAUUCCUGGACGACUACGAGAGUGAGAUUUUCUCAGUACUUAUUAAGUAGUGCGCGAGCUUGAUCCAGCAUCAUUUUACAAUUAACUUUAACGGGCAAACAUGAUAGCCGUCUUCAUUGUACUACGGGUCUUAGGAUAAUGUUGUGGUAGCGAGAACAAGUUUUCGAAUGCUAGAAGUUUUAUCAUUUAGCGCGGAUCUGGAGAGGGCUCUACCUCUUUCAGUAAAAAUAACUUUUCUGGUGCAAACAAGUAAAAUGACGCUUUUCAGGGUGUCUUUUUAACUCUUUGUUUUAGCCCCGAUAUAAACAUACCAAUUCUCCAGAUUGAUCUCCAUACAUUUCCUUAAAAAAAUAGUUGAGAGAAUUUGAAAAAAGAUCAAAUUCUGAUCAAUUUAUUAAUUCUCAAAGACUUUGCUCUUUACAGUGUAUAGAUAUUGUGAGGAGAAAAUUGAUGUUGGUCACUAUUUGGACUUAAAGGGUUAAGUCAAAUCACGUGGUCAUCGUCGUCGUCCUCGAAUCUGAAGGUCUCUAAUAUCGAUCCUUUUUAAUUUCAGUUGUUUACUCUUGCUAAGAGUUUAGGAGGAUUUGAAAGUUUAACGGAACUACCGUAAGUGUUUCAUUUAGUUUUGUGACCACUAAAGAACAUUUUAUAGCAUGUCACUGUUAAAAUGGCCCCUUGUAAUGUCAGCUUUGAAGUUGCAGUUGAAAAAUGCAUUUUGGAGAAGAUAACUUACAAAAUGUAGCGUGAUUAACAAAGAGUCAGUCAUGUGAUUUAUUUGUGUUUGAAACUAGAUACAUUUUGUUUCAAAAGUCUCUCACAUACAAGUAAGAUUCAGACUCUAGCUAGAUAUUGGUAGGUCUAAGGAGAGGAAAUAUGACACUUCCCUAAAGAACAUCUUACUAGAGAGUGAAAACGGUCUUUCAAUAAACGUCUUAGUCAAGUUCAGCCACUUACAGUGAAUCUAGAUGUGUUUUUUUUUACAUCAAGAGUGUUGUUGUAUAGCAAACUGGCUCUAGUUUUGUGGUUUAAGAAGCUUGUAGAAAGUAUUUCCGCGCAGUUUCAUUGCAGAAGCGUAAAUGAUUAAUAUAAGCAGGAAAUAGUUCGCGUUCGCUCAGAAAUGGACAUGUGGACAUCUAUUCGCGUCCUCCAUAAACGCAUGAGGGAGUUUCACGCCGUACACUGUACUUGUGUAGUGGCCGUCAAAGAAAUAUGUACUAAAAAGCGUGAUGCACUUACAGAGCUGUUGUUUUACUUAUAAAACCAAUUGUUUUUUCAAGUCGUCGUUGUCAUGGUUACUUAAGCUCCCUUUUUUUCUGGUCAGUGAUCGGUUGUGAUCCUGUUAUACAUUGUUUUCCAUGACUUUGCAGUGGUUUAGGUGCGAUAUGUAUGCCUUUGAAGAGCCAUUUGGGCCUUCCCAAACUAACCUUUAGACUUUCUAUCGCUAAACAGACAAGUCACUUGAUAUUUCAGGGCAAUUAUGACUCAUGCAUCAGUCCCAAAAGAGCAGAGGGAAGUCCUGGGAAUAUCAGACACACCGGUGAGUUGUACAAACGAAAAGGAAUCUAGCCUGUGUUAACUUUCGCAAAGACUUCUGGAACGUCGUAAAAACAUAACAACUUUCUUUAAUUUUCCAGACAUGUUUCGACGGUACAUCUGUCAUCUUCAGUGUUACGUAUUUUGAAAUCGACGUUGAAUGUAAAGCGCGCGCGAUCUUACAAAGUUCGUUACAUUGCGUUGUCAAUAUUGCGUACUAAAACAAAAAAAAAAUAAAUGAGUUACGACUGAGAAGUACCCAACGUAAGGGAUUUUAAAGAAGAACUUAGGUGUUUCCUGGGGCUCGACUCAGAAAUAAUUCCAGAAAUCUUUGCGAAAGGUAAAGUGGGCCCAGCUUGGUUCUCGUUUCUAAAGUUUUGCUUUAGUUUCGAAGUUAAAGUAUACAUAUUUUCUAUUUAUUUAUCUAUUUAUUUAUUUAUUCAAUCAGUUCCACCCCGUGGUGCGGAACACACAACAAAGCGGGGCUCCAAUUUAAGUGUGUCCUUACAGAUAACCCACCCAGCCCAGGAGAGGUUGGCCACACCUACCGGGAUCUAAGUCCCCUACUCUUUUCGAACAGCAGUGUGAGUUCUUUUACGUCCCACAAGAACCAGAUAAGUGAAAGUGCUGUGAAGCGGGACGUACAGUUUUUCGUCCUUAUCCGGGAAGAGUAGAACUUGAGUCUAAUCGAUUGCAGAUGUCAUCGCAAGGGCAGCACUUUCUCCUCAGUUAUUUAAACACCCUGAGAGUUGUUUCGGCUGGGGUUUGAGUCCGCGACCUCCUGCUCAGCAGACCGGCGCUCUCCCAACUUAGCUAACCAGGCGGACUGUCAACCAGGCGGCGGACCUUUUGCAGAAAAUGAUAGUAUGCAAAAAGCAAUGUACCUUGCCUCAUACUAGGUUUUGCGGUGGAGAUAUUUCUGAUUUUAGUGGUUGUUGUCUUUCUCGAUUUCUAUUUCUUGCCGAAGGUGUUACUGAAGAAAAGUUAACUGUAUUGUUAAUUUUCAACCACUGACUCGGACGGUGGUUGCUUAUGUUUCUUAAAAAACUUUUUCGCCUACAUUUCUUUUUUAGCUGUUAGCACAUUCACUCGUCGAAUUACUAGUUUUAGCGUUGACCCCGAAGACCACUGAGACUGCCAUUCGAAGUCUAGUAUGAGCCAGUGGUCUGUCUGUGGUUCAUCGACCGUAUGUUCUCGAUAGCUUGUUGCUGAGGAAGUUAGAGUUGACCGUUCUCUGUCAAUUUUAAUAGUGAACUAGUGAACUACUUGACAGGGAAGCUACCUGGCUGAUCAUGAUCAUUGCAUUGUAUUUUAGAUACGUUUGUCUGUGGGCUUAGAGGACACUGAGGAUUUAAUUGAAGAUUUGGAUCAAGCCUUGAAUAACGCGGUAGGUGGAAAGAAUUGUUAG